Messenger RNA from Poeciliopsis prolifica (blackstripe livebearer), 3090 nucleotides. Its product is annotated as nuclear factor NF-kappa-B p105 subunit-like. Lineage: Eukaryota; Metazoa; Chordata; Actinopteri; Cyprinodontiformes; Poeciliidae. Gene Ontology annotation, cellular component: cytoplasm. The record is from RefSeq and is a predicted model, not a curated record. Gene Ontology annotation, biological process: cellular response to stress; inflammatory response; regulation of transcription by RNA polymerase II. Gene Ontology annotation, molecular function: DNA-binding transcription factor activity, RNA polymerase II-specific; protein binding; RNA polymerase II cis-regulatory region sequence-specific DNA binding.
UUUCCAGUGGGGAAGGAACUCCACUCUUUCUUCUCGGUGUCACCUGGAAGUUUCAGCUUUGUCGAGGCAGGACUGGAUGAAAUAUUUGGGCUCUCCACGCAGUGAUGGUGUCCCGAAGCUGAGCCCGGUCUGCUCGUGGGUCUGCGUGUUCUGCGUGGGGAGGAAAUAAUGGCGACAUGAGUGAACUGAAGUGAAGCGGAACGAGCCCCAACUGUCACACUUCCACCUGAGCGAGCUGACCAGACAAGAUGGCUGCUGAGGAGAACUACCUGCACGCCUCCAGCCAGAUGUUCGACGCCAUGAUUGACCCGUCCUUCCUGGAGUAUCCCCACUUCCACGUCCCGAUGCCUCAGAUGACGGCUCUGCAGUCAGUGGACGGACCGUUCCUGCAGAUCCUGGAGCAGCCCAAACAGCGCGGCUUCAGGUUUCGCUACGGCUGCGAAGGUCCGUCGCACGGCGGCCUGCCGGGAGCCUCCAGCGAGAAGAACAGGAAGACGUACCCGACGGUGAAGGUAACGCACUACCAGGGUCAGGCCCGGGUCGUGGUCCAGCUGGUGACGGCGCUGACCCAGCUGCCGCAGCUUCACGCUCACAGCCUGGUGGGGAAGCAGUGCGAUAAAGGCAUCUGCAUUGCUGACCUGCAGUCCAAAGACUCCACCAUCAGUUUUCCCAACCUGGGGAUCCUCCAUGUGACCAAGAAGAACGUGGCGAAGACGCUGGAGGAGCGGAUGGUGGAGGCCUUCAGGAUGGGCUACAACUGCGGCGUCGCCAUCCACCCGGAGGUCGACGCGCUGCAGGGGGAGGUCCGGGUCCCGCGGGAGCUCAACGACCACCAGCGCAGCAUGAUCAGCAGCGCCGCAGCCUCUCAGGCCAAAGAGAUGGACCUGAGCGUGGUGCGCCUCAUGUUCACCGCCUUCCUGCCCGACAGCGACGGCGGCUUCUCCAGACGCCUGGAGCCCGUGGUGUCCGAGCCCAUCUACGACAGCAAGGCUCCAAACGCCUCAAACUUGAAGAUCGUCAGGAUGGACCGGACCGCCGGCUGCGUGACGGGGGGAGAGGAGGUCUACCUGCUCUGUGACAAGGUCCAGAAAGAUGACAUCCAGGUGCGGUUCUAUGAGGAGGACGACUCGGGGCUGACCUGGGAGGCUCUGGGCGAUUUUCCCCCACAGACGUCCACAGACAGUUUGCCAUCGUCUUCAAGACCCCGAAGUAUCGAGACCAAAAACCUGCAGAAACCGACAUCUGUCUUUGUCCAGCUAAAGAGGAAAUCCGACAAUGAGACCAGCGAGCCCAAACCAUUCACCUACCAUCCGCAGAUCAUAGAUAAAGAGGAGGUUCAGAGGAAGAGGCAGAAGACGUUGCCGAACUUCCAGGACUUCAGCGGACAUGGAGGAGGAGGAGGCGGGGGGCUGUACCGAGGUGGAGGAGGAUACUACCAGGGUUUCUCCACCUACAGUUAUGGAGGAGCAGGAGGAGGAUUCUCCUCAGCCUUGCAGAGUGAAGCUGCAGAUGACAGCGACCCGGACAGCGACCCGGACAACGACCCGGCAUCGGGCGCUGUGUACGAGGCUCCGCCAUUCAGAUGGCUCCAGUGUGGAUCCAGACGAGGCGCUGAUGGAGGCGACCCGCAGGCAGCUCGACGCUCUCUCCGAUACUCCAUCACCGGCGACUCGGCGUACCUGCUGGCUCCACAGCGCCCCCUGAUGGCAGCACAGGACGAAGACGGAGACACUGGGCUACUCUGGCGGUGCUGCACAGCCAGCAGAGGCGCUGGCGAGUCUGACCAGGUGGCGUCAGCUCUGACGGGAGAGGAGGUGCUCAACAUGAGGAACCACCUGUACCAGGUACCAGACUCCUUGCACCUGGCGGUCAUCACUCAGCAGAAGCGGGCGGCCGAAGUUCUGCUGCUGGCUGGCGCCGACCCGACUCUGACAGAUCGCCACGGCAACACAGUUCUUCAUCUGGCGGCGCAGCAGGAAGGAGACGGGAUGCACAUACACACACACAUACACACAUAUACACACACAUAUACACACAUAUACACACAUAUACACACACACAUACACACACAUACACACACAUAUACACACAUAUACACACGUAUACACACGCUCACAGACACAGCAGCUGCUCUCCUGCCUCCCUCAGGUCUGUGUGCCAUCCACCUGGCGGUUCUGGCCAAUCGGCUGUCGGCGCUCAGGGAGCUCCUGGUGGGCGGGGCCGACGUGGAGGCUCAGGAGCGCAGCGGCGGACGCACCGCGCUGCAUCUGGCCACGGAGACCGACAACGUGUCGCUGGCCGGCUGCUUGCUGCUGGAGGGAAACGCCAAGGUGGACAGCUGCACCUUCAACGGCUCCACCCCCCUGCACCUGGCCGCGGGGCGGGGCUCCGUCAAGCUGACGGCUCUGCUGAUGGCUGCAGGUGCUGACCCCAAAAGGAACUUUGAGCCACUCUUCAUCAGGGACGAGGAGGACGAGGAGGAGGAGGAGGAUGAAGGCUACAUCUCAGGAACCACUCCAGUCAACAUGGCUGCCUGCCCUGAGGUUCUGGAUCUGCUAAACGGUCAAGAGUACGAGCCCAGGAGCCAGCGAGCCUUCGUCCUGCCACAGGGCGACCUGUCGGUUCUGGACGUGCAGGUGAAGCGGGCCGUGUGCGGCGCUCUGGAGGUUGAAGGAUGCUGGGAGAACCUGGCUCACCAUCUGGGCCUCGGCAUCCUGAACACGGCGUUCCGGCUGAGUCCAAACCCAGCCAGAACCCUGCUGGAGAGCUACGAGGUUUCUGGUGGGACUGUUUCGGACCUGCUGGCGGCUCUCCGGUCGGCAGGCGGCUGCAAAGCGCUGAGCAUCCUGGAGGGGGCGCUGCGCCAGAACCCGGACACGGCAGAGGAGGUCCAGAACCCUCUGGUCCAGAACCUGAAGGCGGACCUUGGGAACGACAGUGGCGUCUGCGACAGUGGGGUGGAGCUCUCCACGGCGUAGCGCUCUGAUUGGCCAACAUCCUCAUCCUCCUCUUCAUCACUCAAAGAUUCUACGUAUUGUAAAGGUCAGGCCCGAGUUGGACCGGAACCGGACCUGGUCGAACCGGACCGCU